AUGGUGAAGGGCGCGCAGCUUCAGGACGCGGCGGUCGACGGCGCCGCCGGCAAUGCGGUGGCGGCGAGGCAGGGCGCCGGCGCGGGAGCGGGCUGCGGCAGCGGCGGCGGCGGCGGCGGCGGCAGGAGGCAGUACAAGGGCGUGCGGAUGCGGAGCUGGGGCUCCUGGGUGUCGGAGAUCCGGGCGCCCAACCAGAAGACCAGGAUAUGGCUCGGCUCCUACUCCACCGCCGAGGCCGCCGCGCGCGCCUACGACGCCGCCCUGCUCUGCCUCAAGGGCUCCGCCGCCGACCUCAACUUCCCCGUGCACCUCCCGUUCCACAUCCCCGCUGCCGCCAUGUCGCCCAAGUCCAUCCAGCGCGUCGCCGCCGCUGCCGCGGCCGCCGCCAAUGCCACCUGCAGCCCGCUGCAGGCCGGCGCCGCCACCGCGGCGGCGGCGCCCUACUCGGCCUCCACGGCCGCCAACGACGGCGCCACGCCUCCGUGCAGCUACUACGGCGACGCGUCGUCGGGCGUGAGCUCACCGGAGACCGGGAACACUGACCUGUGCUACGACGGCAUGGACAUGGCGGGCGACGCCGACUUCGCCGCGCUCGCGGACAUCGAGGCCUUCUUCCAGUCGCCCAAGUGCAUGGAGUACGGCAUGAUGGACCCAUGCAGCACGUUCUUCGCACAAGCGCCCAUGGCGACGGACGCGGCCAACGAGUGGGAGGAGGAAGGUGAGAUCAACCUCUGGAGCUUCUCGUCCCUCAACUGA
Molecule: messenger RNA, 756 nt
Organism: Miscanthus lutarioriparius
Lineage: Eukaryota; Viridiplantae; Streptophyta; Magnoliopsida; Poales; Poaceae
Source: the annotation of a GenBank genome assembly